GGCUACGGCGUGUCGCCCGAGAUGAAGGCGAGCGAGGCGCUGAAGACGCUGUUCACCGUCGCCGCGGUUCGCACGACGCUCGACCAAGAGCUGAGCUACGACAACGAAGGCGGAUCGACCGCGCUGUCGAGCGCGCUCGCGGGGUUUUUGGAGACGCAUCCGCUGCGAAACGGAGACGAGUGGUUGGAGGCGCUCAUGCGGGACGAGCCGCAGUUGCGAUUGGCGGCGUUGAGGUUGAUGGAGACGAGGGCCGCCUACGCGCGGGAGAAUUUCGAUUGGCAAGCCCUCCGAGAUUUGGCGGUGGAGACGACGGUGCGAGGGAACGACGCGCUGAUGGUGAAGUACGUU
Molecule: messenger RNA, 348 nt
Organism: Ostreococcus lucimarinus CCE9901
Lineage: Eukaryota; Viridiplantae; Chlorophyta; Mamiellophyceae; Mamiellales; Bathycoccaceae
Exons: 1
Biological process (GO): ribulose bisphosphate carboxylase complex assembly
Molecular function (GO): protein folding chaperone
Source: RefSeq, a predicted model, not a curated record